AUCCUAGUGUUUGUUGUAAGAAAAGUUUAGUGUAAUUAAACGACCUAGCUUUAAUACUGUCAAGCAGUGAAAAUGCGAAGACGUGCUGGUGUUGGCGCCAUUCAGAAGCAGCGUCUGGAGGCGGAAAAAUAUAAAGACAAGGGAACCGAACUGCAGGACUCACAGUUUGAACAGAUGGUGAAACAGAUGGAAGCGUUGAAGGAAAAUUUGGAGGAGUUUGCAUCCAAGCAUCGGAACGAAAUUAAGAAGAACCCACAGUUUCGGCGCCAGUUCCAGGAGAUGUGUGCGGCCAUCGGUGUGGAUCCGCUGGCAUCGGCCAAAGGGUUUUGGAGCGUCCUCGGUAUGGGCGAUUUCUUCUACGAGCUUAGCGUCCAGGUGGUGGAAGUUUGUCUAGCACACAACCACGUAACAGGUGGGCUUAUGGACUUGGACGAACUGCGAAAUCGGUUGGUAGCGGCUAGGGGUAAGAGUCAAAGCCAUCAGGAAAUCACCUCUGAGGACAUACUGAUGGCAACGAAAAAGUUGAAGAUAUUCGGCAACGGUUUCACCGUGUACUCGGUCGGCAAGAAUCGCUACAUGGUGCAGUCAAUACCCGGGGAACUCAGCCUUCAGGAAACAACAGUUCUUAGCGUAGCCUCGAAUCAAGGCCAAGGAUUUGUCACCGUUGCCUCACUUAUGAAUGAUUUAGGGUGGACACAAGCGAGGGCAGAACAGGCAGUAGAGAAAAUUCUCGGCGAAGGUAUGGCAUGGCUAGAUACACAAGGCGAAGAGAAGUCGUACUGGUUUCCUAGUUUGUUCCCAGGGCGUUUAACGACGAAAAUAUGAUUCCAGCAUCAAAACAGCACUAGUCAAAGGACAUUUCAUAUACAACGCUGAAAAUAUCGCAUUGCAAUAUAUCUGGUUCGUAUUGUUGCGACAGCUAAAAUAUAGCAAACUAUUUCAUUAUUUGUCUGCUUCGUCUCACUAACCGAAAAUCCUUUUAAACUGUAGUUCGAACUCGAUGCUAUCAAUGAAAUGUUC
Molecule: messenger RNA, 1020 nt
Organism: Anopheles moucheti
Lineage: Eukaryota; Metazoa; Arthropoda; Insecta; Diptera; Culicidae
Gene: lsn
Product: vacuolar-sorting protein SNF8
Exons: 3
Coding region: 73-825 (250 amino acids)
Biological process (GO): protein transport to vacuole involved in ubiquitin-dependent protein catabolic process via the multivesicular body sorting pathway
Cellular component (GO): ESCRT II complex
Source: RefSeq, a predicted model, not a curated record